CUGGUUUAACAGAAUUCCAUGCUGCUCCUCGGAGGAGUUUCCAGGUCAGAAAGUGAAAAUGUUUAUGAAGUCUCAGCGCCAUUUUAUAGACCAGAAAACAUGAAGUUUUUUAUUCCACAAAACAUCGACUGCUGACUAAAGUGUAACCCAGGUAAAGAGACCAGACUCACCAUUACCCAGCUGUGUCUCCAUGAAGAGUGAUGAGUCUAUGGAUCAUCCUGUUAAAUUCAAAGAUGGAGAGCCUCCACCUGAACAAAGUGUAACCCAGGUAAAGAGACCAGACUCACCAUUACCCAGCUGUGUCUCCAUGAAGAGUGAUGAGUCUAUGGAUCCUCCUCUUGUAUUUAAAGGUGGAACGCCCUCACCUGGUGACAGUGUAACCCAGAUAAAGAGACCAGACUCACCAUUACCCAGCUGUGUCUCCAUGAAGAGUCGUGAGUCUAUGGAUCCUCCUCUUGUAUUUAAAGGUGGCACGCCCUCACCUGGUGACAGUGUAACCCAGGUAAAGAGACCAGACUCACCAUUACCCAGCUGUGUCUCCAUGAAGAGUGAUGAGUCUAUGGAUCAUCCUCUUAAAUUCAAAGAUGGAGAGCCUCCACCUGAACAAAGUGUAACCCAGGUAAAGAGACCAGACUCACCAUUACCCAGCUGUGUCUCCAUGAAGAGUGAUGAGUCUAUGGAUCCUCCUCUUGUAUUUAAAGGUGGAACGCCCUCACCUGGUGACAGUGUAACCCAGAUAAAGAGACCAGACUCACCAUUACCCAGCUGUGUCUCCAUGAAGAGUCGUGAGUCUAUGGAUCCUCCUCUUGUAUUUAAAGGUGGCACGCCCUCACCUGGUGACAGUGUUCUGCAGAGGGUUGGAAACAGAAAGGAGAAGAAGAUCAUCACAGAUCCAGGGUGUGAACCUUCAUCUGCUGGAACUGAUGUUCAGGAAAAAUGCAAAUUAAAUCUGAUAAAGAAGUUACAGCAUGUAAAUCAGGUGAUAACAAACCAGGGAAACCCAACACUUCUCAAUGAGAUCUACACAGAGCUCUACAUCACAGAAGGAGACAGUGGAAAAGUCAAUAAUGAACAUGAGGUGAGACAGAUCGAGGCAGCAUCCAGGAGAGCAGCAACAGAGGAAACACCAAUCAAAUGCAAUGACAUCUUUAAACCUUUAUCUGAAGAAGACAAACCCAUCAGGAGCGUUCUGACAAAGGGAGUCGCUGGCAUUGGAAAAACAGUCUCUGUGCAGAAAUUCAUUCUAGACUGGGCUGAAGGGAAAACAAAUCAGGAUGUUCAUCUCAUAUUUCCACUUCCUUUCAGAGAGCUCAAUCUGAUGAAGGACCAAAAACUGAGUCUGAUGGAGCUUCUUCAUUUCUUUUUUAAGGAGAUGAAAGAAACAAACCUUUCCGGCCUGUACAAAGUUCUGUUCAUUUUUGAUGGUUUGGAUGAGUGUCGUUUCCCUCUGGAUUUCCAGAACACAGUGAGAGUGUGUGAUGGAACUGAAUCAGCAUCAGUGAAUGUGCUGCUGAUAAACCUGAUCAAAGGGAAUCUGCUUCCCUCUGCUCUCAUCUGGAUCACCUCCCGACCUGCAGCAGCUGAUCAAAUCCCCUCUGAGUGGAUUAAUCGAGUCACAGAGGUACGAGGGUUCAAUGACCCACAGAAGGAGGAAUAUUUCAGGAAGAGGAUCAAAGAUCAGAGUCUGAGCAACAGAAUCAUCACACACCUGAAGUCAUUAAGAAGCCUCUACAUCAUGUGCCACAUCCCAGUCUUCUGCUGGAUUUCAGCCACUGUUCUAGAGAGAAUGUUGGGUGAAGCAGAGAGUGGAGAGAUCCCCAAGACUCUGACUCAAAUGUACACACACUUCCUCAUCAUUCAGACAAACAUCAUCAAGAAAAAGUACACAGAGAGCAGAGAGGCAGAUAAAGAAAUGGUUCUGAAACUGGGUAAACUGGCUUUCAGGCAGCUGAUGAAAGGAAACCUGAUCUUCUAUGAGGAAGACCUGAGAGAGUGUGGCAUUGGUGUGAGAGAAGCAGCAGUGUACUCAGGUGUGUGUACUCAGAUCUUCAGAGAGGAGUUUGGACUUCACCAGAGUAAAGUGUACUGCUUUGUUCAUCUGAGCGUUCAGGAGCACCUCGCAGCUCUGUAUGUGCAUCUGAAAUUCAUGAAUAAAAAGAGAAAUGUUCUUCAGCAGAGUUUGUUGUCUAAAAUGCAGGUACUGCUGAAAGAAAAUCCAGUCUCAGAUGUACACAAGAGUGCUGUAGAUCAGGCUUUAGAGAGUGAAAAUGGACAUCUGGAUCUUUUCCUUCGCUUUCUUCUGGGUCUCUCACUGGAGUCCAAUCAGAUCCUCUUACAAACCAUCAUGAAACCCAGAAGAAGAAGCUCCCACAGUAACCAGGAAACAGUUCAUUACAUCAAGAAGAAGAUCAGAGAGAAUCCCUCAACAGAGAAAUCCAUCAAUCUGCUCCACUGUCUGAAUGAGCUGGGAGAUCAUUCUCUAGUGGAGGAAAUCCAACACUACCUGAAGUCUGGAAAUUUACAACAAAUUGAACUCUCUCCAUCUCAGUGGUCAGCUGUGGUGUUUGUGUUACUGACCUCAGUGCAGAAACAGGAUGUGUUUGUAUUGAAUAAAUACAUUACCAAACACUGUACAUCAGACCAGGUUCUUUUGAAGCUCCUGCCUGUGGUUGCAACUUUCAGAAAAGCUGAGUUUAAUAAUUGUGGCCUAAAUGAGGAAAGUUGUGUAGUUUUGGUCUCAGUGCUCAGCUCUGAAUCCUCCAAUCUGAGAGAACUGGAUCUGUCUAGGAAUAAAAUCAGAGACUCAGGAGUGAAGUGUCUCUCUGCUGGACUGGAGAAUCCUCACUGUAAACUGGAGACACUGGGGUUGUCUGGUUGUGAAAUCUCAGAUGAAGGCUGUGCUGCUCUGACUUCAGCUCUGAGAUCAAACCCCUCACACCUGAGAGAACUGGAUCUGUCUUGGAAUAAACUCAGAGACUCAGGAGUGAAGUGUCUCUCUGCUGUACUGGAGAAUCCUCACUGUAAACUGGAGACACUGAGGUUGUCUGGUUGUGAAAUCUCAGAUGAAGGCUGUGCUGCUCUGACUUCAGCUCUGAGAUCAAACCCCUCACACCUGAGAGAACUGGAUCUGUCUGGGAAUAAACUCAGAGACUCAGGAGUGAAGUGUCUCUCUGCUGUACUGGAGAAUCCUCACUGUAAACUGGAGACACUGAGGUUGUCUGGUUGUGAAAUCUCAGAUGAAGGCUGUGCUGCUCUGACUUCAGCUCUGAGAUCAAACCCCUCACACCUGAGAGAACUGGAUCUGUCUGGGAAUAAACUCAGAGACUCAGGAGUGAAGUGUCUCUCUGCUGUACUGGAGAAUCUUCACUGUAACCUGGAGACACUGAGGUUGCGUGGUUGUGAAAUCUCAGGUGAAGACUGUGCUGCUCUGACUUCAGCUCUGAGAUCAAACCCCUCACACCUGAGAGAACUGGAUCUGUCUAGGAAUAAACUCAGAGAUUUAGGAGUAAUGUGUCUCUCUGCUGUACUGAAGAAUCCUCACUGUAAACUGGAGACACUGAGGUUGUCUGGUUGUGAAAUCUCAGGUGAAGACUGUGCUGCUCUGACUUCAGCUCUGAGAUCAAACCCCUCACACCUGAGAGAACUGGAUCUGUCUUGGAAUAAACUCAGAGACUCAGGAGUAAUGUGUCUUUCUGAUCUACUGGAGAAUUCUUACUGUAAACUGGAGACACUGAGGUUGCGUUAUUGUGAAAUCUCAGAUGAAGGCUGUGCUGCUCUGACUUCAGCUCUGAUAUCAAACCCCUCACACCUGAGAGAACUGGAUCUGUCUAGGAAUAAACUCAGAGACUCAGACAAGAAUCUGCUCUUCAGUCUUAAACUACAGAACCUGAGGUUGUGAAGAAUUUUCAUCUAAACCAGUUUGGCUGUUUUUCUCUGAUCUCAUCAACAAGGAGUUUCCACACACAGAACCGUGUCUCAUUCAGUGUGUGUUUUUAUGUUUUCGCACUGUUCUGUGUAAACUCUGUGUGUGAAAUACCCAGAAGAUCAGCAGCUUCUGAAAAGCUCAUCUGGCAGCAAAAACCAUGCCAUGGUUAAAGUCAGAGAGAUCCGACUUUUUGUCCCCAGUGUAUUAAAUAUUACCGUUAGUUGGAUUAGUUCAGCAUGCAAAAGAAGCCUGUGUGCUGGAAUGUCGAUAUACUGCAAUCAGUAUCAUAGAACAUUUGUAUUGAUAGCCUGCAAGUUCUGGUUAAAAGGGCAGGAGCAGUAGCACUACGGUUUGCAUUAGAUGUAGUUUAAUAGUUUAGUAUAGUAUAGUAUAUUUAUAGUGUAGUCUGAUACAGCCCUGAAACAGGAGUACAGUGCUAUAAUACAGGUUCCAGUUAAAUGUAUGAAAGACGAAAUAGUUUACUUUCACAUGAAUAUAAAAAAUACUCAAUACACUGUUUGUUUGUUCACAUUUUACAUCAAUAAAAAUAGAUGAAUUUAUAGUUUUUUUGUUACAUAUCAACCUUCCGGCUCACAACCUUCUUUUGCAUGCUGAAGACAAACGGCAAUAUUUUAAACGCUGAGGACAUCUAGUGGACACAAUCAUUACUGCAGUCUCUAGUUUAGUUACAGAAUGUGACGCGGAAGUCCACCUAUUUGUGCAGGUUGUAUGUUUUCCCCCCAGUACAUUAUGUAUCGGAAAACAUGAAUCGGUCCAUCCAUUCUGACGUUUAUAAAAGAUUACAAUGCCUUGUGGUUAUUAGCUGUCUGUUCGGCUGGCGUUUUAAGGUGACUAGACCUAUAUUCAAAUGCGCGUUCACGCGAAGGCGGUGCUUCUCACGGCAGGUGUGGGCGUGUCUGUACAACACCGGAAAACAUGACGCUUCAGUCAAAAUGAAGUUUAUAACUCAACAGAAAAUGACUGCUGUCUGAAGUGAAAUAUGGAUCACUCGAGUCCUGAUCAACCUCCCAGAUCACCACAAUUAAGAAAAAAGAGGUUUGUUAAUUGUGACCUAAAUGAGAGAGGUUAUGCUGUUUUUGGCUCAUUUCUCAGCUCUGAAUCCUCCAAUCUGAGAGAACUGGAUCUGUUUGGGAAUAAACUUAGUGACUCCGGAGUGAAGAGUCUCUCUGCUGUACUGGAGAAUCCUCACUGUAAACUGGAGACACUGAGAGAUUCCUGGAAUACUUCACGGAGUUUCUGCUGUUCUUGUUCAGUGGGAAAACACCGUUUUAAAUUGCACACGUGGACAGUGCGGACAUCUUCCCCAGUGGCCUCCAUCGCUACUCUGUAGUUUAACGGGCCCAACUUCUCAAUCACGCGGUAAGGUCCUUUCCAUCUUGGGGCUAGUUUGGCACUAAAGUGGUAAAGUGCACUUGACUGGGGAAAAUUUCUUACCCACACACAGUCUUUCUCUUUCAAUACAAUUUCUCUUCUCUUUUUGUUGUAGCUUCUCAGUUGUCUCUCUUGAGCUUUUCUGCAACACUCUUUUGCUCUCGUCUGCAGCUGAGAUAACUGUUCAACAAGAGGUUGUAAGAGGGUGUAUCAGGGAGGAGAUUCAGGCCAUGCAGUACCUUGUCUAUUGGUCCUUGUAAUUUUCAUCCCAGGUGUAGUCCGGCUGGAGACAUUCCAAUGGUUUCCUGUACAGCUGAGUUGAUGGCAAACCUUAGCUCAGGAAGAUACUGGUCCCACUUUUGGUGGUUAUCCUCUACAUAUGCUGCAAUCAUUUGUUUUAAGGUACGGUUCACCCGUUCUGUCAUGUUGGUUUGAGGAAGAUAUGCUGUUGUUGUUUUUUGAUUUAUCCUCCAUUUUGUACAGAUCUCUUUGCAUACAGCUGAAACAAACUGUGUGCCUUGGUCAGACAGAAUGCAGUCAGGAACACCCCAUCUGGUGAGAACUUCCUUCCUGGGGAGAGAUGUGACAGUCUGUGCGGUGGCAUUCCGCAUGGGGAACAACUCAACCCAUCGCGAAAAGUAAUCUACAAAGACUAAAAGAUAUUGAUGUUGGGUGUGAAGAAUUGUCAACUGAUGCAGAAUCCAGAAAAGGUUUGUUAAUUGUGACCUAAAUGAGAGAGGUUAUGCUGUUUUUGGCUCAUUUCUCAGCUCUGAAUCCUCCAAUCUGAGAGAACUGGAUCUGUUUGGGAAUAAACUUAGUGACUCCGGAGUGAAGAGUCUCUCUGCUGUACUGGAGAAUCCUCACUGUAAACUGGAGACACUGAGAGAUUCCUGGAAUACUUCACGGAGUUUCUGCUGUUCUUGUUCAGUGGGAAAACACCGUUUUAAAUUGCACACGUGGACAGUGCGGACAUCUUCCCCAGUGGCCUCCAUCGUUACUCUGUAGUUUAACGGGCCCAACUUCUCAAUCACGCGGUAAGGUCCUUUCCAUCUUGGGGCUAGUUUGGCACUAAAGUGGUAAAGUGCACUUGACUGGGGAAAAUUUCUUACCCACACACAGUCUUUCUCUUUCAAUACAAUUUCUCUUCUCUUUUUGUUGUAGCUUCUCAGUUGUCUCUCUUGAGCUUUUCUGCAACACUCUUUUGCUCUCGUCUGCAGCUGAGAUAACUGUUCAACAAGAGGUUGUAAGAGGGUGUAUCAGGGAGGAGAUUCAGGCCAUGCAGUACCUUGUCUAUUGGUCCUUGUACAGCUGAGUUGAUGGCAAACCUUAGCUCAGGAAGAUACUGGUCCCACUUUUGGUGGUUAUCCUCUACAUAUGCUGCAAUCAUUUGUUUUAAGGUACGGUUCACCCGUUCUGUCAUGUUGGUUUGAGGAAGAUAUGCUGUUGUUGUUUUUUGAUUUAUCCUCCAUUUUGUACAGAUCUCUUUGCAUACAGCUGAAACAAACUGUGUGCCUUGGUCAGACAGAAUGCAGUCAGGAACACCCCAUCUGGUGAGAACUUCCUUCCUGGGGAGAGAUGUGACAGUCUGUGCGGUGGCAUUCCGCAUGGGGAACAACUCAACCCAUCGCGAAAAGUAAUCUACAAAGACUAAAAGAUAUUGAUGUUGGGUGUGAAGAAUUGUCAACUGAUGCAGAAUCCAGAAAAGGUAUUUCUAAUGAAAUGUAUUUGACUCUGUUUCCUGGACACUUUUCCUCACAUUGGGGAAUAAAGAACAUCUUGCUCAUUUUGCAGUCAUUUGCCCUCUGGCACCUUAUCCAUAUGAUAUGGGUCUAAGCACUUACUUAAAAUCACAUUUCACAAUUCCACAUUUAUACCUAACUGAACCUAUAGAUCUGGUAAAGACCCUCAGGAGGGAGUUCUUGUUUUCCCAGUAUAUUUCUCAUUUUUGUUCUAAGCUAUCUGACUUUACUGAUAUUCAAACUAGUGGUGAGUAGAUGAACUGAUGGCAUAAACCAAGGUAGCUAAAGUCAUCUCAUUGAAGCUGGUCCCAAGUAAUGUGUGAAGUUCUCCAAGGUUUUCCAAAUUAAUGUGGCAGUAACAUGCCACCAGUUCUAAAUAAAGUGUCCCAAACCCUGACCUCAAGUCUGAUGAUACAUUCACAAGGUGUCUCAUUAUCCUUUAUUUCUGUCAUAUAUACAUUACAGUGGUAAAAAUUUUUCUUUCCAUAUCCCAGCUUUGGAAGAGGUCAGUGCACAGGGUCAGCCAUGAUAUAGCCCCCUCUAGCAGAGAGGGUUGAAGGUCAAGAGUCAAGAAGCUUUUAUUGUCAUUUAAACUAUAUAAAGCUGAUGAAAUACAUAGUGAAAUGGAACAAUGUUCCUCCAGGACCCUGGUGCUACAUAAAGCAACACAGAGCUAAGGACUAAAGAGUAAGUUGGUCUCAGCCACAAAAGUGCAUAGUGUGCAACCUAGUACAAGAUUAAAGACAGUGCAGACAGACAAUACAUGGGUCUUGCUCAUGGGCCCAACGGUGGCUGCUUUGCUUAAAACUCAAAUCCCCAUGGAGGCCACCAUCUUGUUCACUGGGAAAACCUUUUCAUGGCCCUAGCCCGAGACAGCAGUACCUCCUCACAUGCCUGUGAUCCUUUGGUGUAUGAGAGUCCAGAUCUAUUCAAGAUGUUUGGUACCAUAGUCCUAAUUGUAUGUGGAUCUGAGGCCAAAUAGAUCACUCUUCUUACCUUUUCGUCUCAUGUUCCUCAAUCCACUUUCCAUUUUAAGGGUGUAGUCCAUCAGUCUCACACAUGCCUGCUGUCUGCCACUGGCUCUGACCCCAACCACCAUUAUGCAGGUUGAGUCCUCAGGAUGACUCCAUUUCAGUCUGAACUUUACCAGGUUAUGCUGAAUGCCCAGUUAUCAAAUGCUCUCCUGAGAGGAGUUGGGGAAUUGGGUCCAUGAAGUCAUUAGAA
Molecule: messenger RNA, 8280 nt
Organism: Hemibagrus wyckioides
Lineage: Eukaryota; Metazoa; Chordata; Actinopteri; Siluriformes; Bagridae
Product: NACHT, LRR and PYD domains-containing protein 12-like
Exons: 24
Coding region: 191-3898 (1235 amino acids)
Molecular function (GO): protein binding
Source: RefSeq, a predicted model, not a curated record